AUGUGAACUUGAAAUUUUUCAUACUCGAGCAGAGCGGGCUGCUUGUUUAUCUCUGCCUUAAAGCACGAACGGCUGCUGCAAUCAAAAUGGCGAAUUCAUUACCACCGCAACACGAAUUGGCUACAAAAAUAUUUAUUGAAACUGUGAACAAUCUUCGUCAAAAAGUUCGGACUACUCCUGUCACAUGGUCUGUAGCAACUAAAUUUCUAGCAGCACGUAAAUGGGAUGUUGGACGAGCUGUAACACUUUAUGAAGCCCAUGAAGCUACUAGAUUAAGGGAGGGACUCCUGAACUUUGACCCAACUCAAGAUCCAUUGAAAAGUGAGCUGAGUACAGGAAAAUUCACAGUUUUGCCAACUCGGGACCAAAACGGUGCUGCCAUAGCAGUUUUUACUGCCAGAAUACAUUCUCCUCUGGAAUCUUCACAUCAGACAACUUUGCAGGGUGUGGUGUAUCAGUUAGAUGUGGCACUUGAGAGUAUUGAAACUCAACGAUAUGGCUUGGUGUUCAUUUAUGAUAUGUCAGAUUCCAAAUACUCAAACUUUGAUUAUGAACUCAGUCAGAAAAUCCUUACGCUGUUAAAGGGAGGAUAUCCUGCCAAGUUAAAGAAAGUCCUCAUUGUGACUGCACCGCUAUGGUUUAAAGCUCCAUUUAAAAUCCUUAGAUUGUUUGUUAGAGAAAAGCUUCGGGACAGAGUUUUCACAAUAAGUGUUCCUCAGUUGACAUCUCAUAUACCUCGAGAGUCACUCCCUGUGAAACUGGGUGGUACAGUGGAAGUGGAUCAUGCAGCUUGGUUGCUUAAGUGUCUUCGCUCCAUGACUAACCGAGAGCAGCACGGUGAUGGAACAGGGGAAGGGGCUGGCCCACAGUGUGUCCUGUCUAGUGAUGGAGCAGACCUGACUUCGUCUUCAUCUUCCCUUUCCCUGUCUGUUUCAUCAAGUGUUGCAGCAGCAACUGAUGCAGCCAAAGCCUUAAUUGGAAACGGCAUGGCUGGCUCAGGGUCACAAGCAGCACAGGACAAAGAAACAGCCACCACAAAUGGCAAUGCCCAACAAAAGCAAAUGGAUUGUGGUGGAUUUGGGUCAGGUGGUGAUGAAGAUGAUGAAGAUGAUGCUGAGGUAGCAUCUGCUAGUCUCUGUAACAAUCCUCAGACUUGGGACCAUGACAAUGCAGGUGUGAAUGGAGAAGCAUCAUCUCCCGCACCACCUUCUUCCGCCAGUAGUGGUUUCUCCUCUGAGGACAGUUUGCACUGCGAUAUAAGUAGUGGUAUGAAAAUUGAAGAAUUUGUGGAAUAUGUUCGAAAUAAGGGACAUUCUGAACUUGUUGCUGAGUAUGUUGAAAUUAAGCUUCGCGAAGCUGAUGGAUCAUUUAAUCAUGCAAGACUGCGUCCCAAUGCACCGAAAAAUCGUUAUUCCGACGUAUUAUGCUUUGAUCAUAGUAGGGUACUACUUUCUCAAAUUGAUGAUGAUACUUGCAGCGAUUAUAUCAAUGCAAAUUUUGUUGAUGGAUACAAGCAGAAAAAUGCUUUUAUUUCAACUCAAGGUCCUCUCCCUAAAACAUCUACUGACUUUUGGCGCAUGAUUUGGGAGCAGCAGGUUCUGGUUGUUGUAAUGACCACUCGGGUUGUUGAAAGGGGGAGAACCAAGUGUGGGCAAUACUGGUCCCCAGAUGAAGGGGGAUCACUCACUUUUGGUGAUUUUGAAGUGACAACUGAUUCUUUGGAGCAGAAUGAAGAUUACACUGUUACCUCUCUAACUCUUACCAACACUAAGACGGAAGAAUGUCGGACAGUUAGCCAUAUGCAGUUUACCUCCUGGCCGGACUAUGGAGUUCCUCAGUCAGCUCAGGCAAUGCUGGAAUUCCUUGACAGAGUCAGGUGUCAGCAGGCUACAAUGGUAGCUGAUUUAGGGGAUACAUGGGCUGGACAUCCGAAAGGACCACCAAUUAUUGUACAUUGCUCUGCGGGAAUUGGACGAACAGGAACAUUUUGUACUCUAGAUAUCUGCAUAGCCCGACUUGAAGAUGUAGGUACUGUGGAUGUUCGAGGCACUGUUGAGCGAAUCAGAUCACAAAGAGCAUUUUCCAUACAAAUGCCAGAUCAAUAUGUUUUCUGCCAUCUGGCUCUCAUUGAAUAUGCUUCGUUAAAAGGACUUAUCUCCAACAUUGAUCUUGAAGGGUUAGAGAAGUUAAAGGAAGAUGAUUCAGACUAAAAUAAGACCAAUCAUAGACAUUAAGCAUAACUAAAUGCAAAUGGUUUAUUUUUGUUCCUGUGAAAUUAAACCCUGUGAGAAGUGAAGAUCAAGAACCUGGUUAGUGGUUUUAUUGAAGUAUUUAAAUCUGCAAGUAUUUAAAGUUUGUGAAUAUAGGGGUAUAGUGCCACUGUGAUAUUGUAUGGCAGUCACUGACUGUAAGCUGGCACUCAUGUUGCUGACUCAACCUGUUUCCUUCAGUGUCAUUGAUAUUAAUUAAAGAAACUACAGCUGACCCACCGUAAUCCCAGAACUGAUUUUCAGCAAAUUCUUAAGGAAACAUGGUGUAUUAUCAACAUUUGUGAUGUGAGAGGUUGUGGUGUGGUGUGCAUUGUUUUCUACGUGUAUCUGGUCAGUGCGAGAAUUCAACUUGAAACAGGAGGUAUACAGAAGUUUGCCUGAUAGUUUUUAUUAACUUCUGGUUUUAAAAAAGUGUCAGGAGCAUUUCUCUUCUUUUUUCUUUUCUUUUUCUUAUUUCCCAGCUGUCUUUUGCAUAUGUGCGGUGUUAAGCAUAUCAAAAAGCUUUUGUUUUAAUUAAAUCAUUGCUUGUUUAAAUUCUUCUUUUCUAAAUCUCAUUUCAUCUCUUCCUUUUUCCCCCCUUAUGCACUAACUAUUAAACCUUGUGUUUUCUUGUGAUUUCUGUGAAAUGUACAAUAUUUGUUAAGUCACCAGAUGGCAAUGAUAUGAGACUUUUGCGUUGUGCUCCCUUGAAAGAGCAUCAAUUAUCCCAGUAGUAAGGAAAUAGACUAAAUUGUUCUUCCCAAUUUUGUAAUGAGAACCUUUUUAUAUCCUGUUAGAAUACCUUUAGACCUGUACUACUUUUAUUAUCAAGGUAUGUGACUGAAUUAAUUGGGAUAAAUAUAAGGUUAUUGUAUUUUAUUUGGUAUACGCACUCUUGAGAAAAUAUGAUCUGUUCUUUUAGAAUCUCUCAGAGAACACAUUUCUUUCACUGUUAUUAUUGAGGUAGUGUAACCUAACUUAUCAGUAACAAUUGAAAUAAAGAAAUUGACCAUCAUCUGUUUGGUCAUAACUUAUCUUGUUACAAAGUUAUGAGGCUUUAGUGAAAGUCAUUGUAGUAACUUCCUAUUUUGAAAUUAGCCAUAACCAGUGUGUGAGGAUUUCUUGUUGAGGUAAAGUGCAAAGUGCUUUUCAAUUCUUCUUAUCUAAAGUGCUUGCGAACAAACUAAAAUUUGUGUAUUUCAGUGAAAGUGUGCUGGUACAAAAUCAUGUAUGUAUGAUGUUUUAAAUGAAACUUCAGUUUAAAAGAUACACCUAUGGAAAACUGAAGUUUGGUUUAAGAACAUAGUUCCCAAGCCAUAUUUUUAUUGGAGUUUUACUGUAUUGAGAAACACUUCAGCAUUGACUGAAAAGAAAAGAUUGGUGUUCCUGGGUUCUUGUGUGCAAAUCUGGUUUAAUCGUGAAAUUAGGAAUAAUUUUACCAAAAAGUUUUCUUUUUUCAUGGGGAUGUAUAAUUUCCCAUCUCUUGAAACACCAAGAUACUUUUGAAAACCUGUAGCACCUCACAUAUUUACCAAGCAUCUGAUUUAAGUUGCUUCAUGACAAGGAUGAUGCCUCCUGUUAUUUUAGUACACUUGGCUUCCAAUGUGUGUAGAAGUAACCCUAAUCCUUGACUAUGGUCAUGUUUUUGUCAUGCUGUUCCUUACCUCAAGCUUUGUGAAUUGUAUAUGGCUGAAUUUGAGUGUAAAUUUAAACCAAAGAAAUGUAGAUUCAGUAUUUUGAUUGGCAUUUGACUGAAGUUGAGCUAUUUUAUUGUUGUUUUUAAUUUUAGUUUUUAUUUUUUGUUUUCAUUUUGGUCAAGAUUUAGGGCUACCAUGUUUCCACCUCUAAAGAGAGCAGCAGCUAAACAUUUUCUUCACUAAUCAAACUAAUCAAUUGUAUUUAAAAUGUCAUGGACUUAAACCAACAAGAUUAAAUUAAUAAAUUAAAGUUUCUUUCCUACACAGCUACUUUUUGUAGAAGGCAGCUGUUGCCUUACAUUUUUAACUUAGUCUGAUAUUUGUUGGAAGGAUGAUUUAAAAUUAUUUUCCUAGUAGCUGUGUUUUUUUCUUACAUCUAUAUGGGUGGCUGCAUGUAACUCUAUGUGUGCAGCUGUUCCAGAAUAUAUUUGUUGUUGUUAUUUUUACUUCUAUAAUUCAGUUAGAAUGUUUGACUGCUACUGCAACUAACUGCCCAUGUUUCUAAUGCUACUCUUUAUACGAACCAUCCUUCUAUAUAUAACGGUGAUAAUCAAUUUUGAACACCUUAUAGAAAUUGUGAUAUUGAACUCAUGUUUAUAAUUUGUAUCUAUGCUUUGUGAUGUACUGAUUACUUAGGUUACGAUCGGUGCAAAUUUUUGCCACAGACUUUCACAACAUUCAUGUCUCUUAUCAUGCUUUGUCAUCAGAGUUUUCAGAGUAACACGUGUUUCAGUUUCGUUGUGCUGCUCUUGUCAUUUAAUUAGCACCAAACUCAUUUUAAUGUCUCAUUUUCAUUAUGUUAGUAACUGUCUUACCAUUACGCAGAUGCAGCCUAUUCCUGUAAACUGCACUGACUGGAUAUGCGUGGGAAUAUAUUUCAGUUCCAUCUUGUUUUCUUUUUCUAUUAUAAAUAGAUGUCGGAAUUAUUUUAUUUAAAUGUGUAUAUAUUAAGAAUUAAUAUAUAUUAAUUACAUACUG
Molecule: messenger RNA, 4924 nt
Organism: Frankliniella occidentalis (western flower thrips)
Lineage: Eukaryota; Metazoa; Arthropoda; Insecta; Thysanoptera; Thripidae
Gene: Ptpmeg2
Product: tyrosine-protein phosphatase non-receptor type 9
Exons: 12
Coding region: 87-2210 (707 amino acids)
Biological process (GO): protein dephosphorylation
Molecular function (GO): protein tyrosine phosphatase activity
Source: RefSeq, a predicted model, not a curated record